Coregonus sp. 'balchen' is the source of this 1658-nucleotide messenger RNA. NCBI's taxonomy places the organism in Eukaryota, Metazoa, Chordata, Actinopteri, Salmoniformes, Salmonidae. The record is from the annotation of a GenBank genome assembly.
UUAAAAUGGAUCAACCGUGAGGAUGUCACCAAGUUCAUAAAUGUGUCAUCAUACAGCCUGUUAUCUAUAACUAAACCUGUUGUAUCAUACAGCCUGUUAUCUAUAACUAAACCUGUUGUAUCAUACCGCCUGUUAUCUAUAACUAAACCUGUUGUAUCAUACAGCCUGUUAUCUAUAACUAAACCUGUUGUAUCAUACAGCCUGUUAUUUAUAACUAAACCUGUUGUAUCAUACAGCCUGUUAUCUAUAACUAAACCUGUUGUAUCAUACAGCCUGUUAUCUAUAACUAAACCUGUUGUAUCAUACAGCCUGUUAUCUAUAACUAAACCUGUUGUAUCAUACCGCCUGUUAUCUAUAACUAAACCUGUUGUAUCAUACAGCCUGUUAUCUAUAACUAAACCUGUUGUAUCAUACCGCCUGUUAUCUAUAACUAAACCUGUUGUAUCAUACAGCCUGUUAUCUAUAACUAAACCUGUUGUAUCAUACAGCCUGUUAUCUAUAACUAAACCUGUUGUAUCAUACAGCCUGUUAUCUAUAACUAAACCUGUUGUAUCAUACAGCCUGUUCUAUGUAAUUAAACCUGUUGUAUCAUACAGCCUGUUAUCUAUAACUAAACCUGUUGUAUCAUACAGCCUGUUAUCUAUAACUAAACCUGUUGUAUCAUACAGCCUGUUAUCUAGAACUAAACCUGUUGUAUCAUACAGCCUGUUAUCUAUAACUAAACCUGUUGUAUCAUACAGCCUGUUAUCUAUAACUAAACCUGUUGUAUCAUACAGCCUGUUAUCUAUAACUAAACCUGUUGUAUCAUACAGCAUGUUAUCUAUAACUAAACCUGUUGUAUCAUACAGCCUGUUCUAUGUAAUUAAACCUGUUGUAUCAUACAGCCUGCUCUAUGUAACUAAACCUGCAUUGGUUGUGUCACACAUGCAGAGCAGAGACCAUUGUUCAUUCAGACAGCCAAACAACAGGGAAGGGAACCCCUGGCCUCCACAGACACACAUACAGAUAGUAGUGUCUAACAUUAGAUAUCACAAUGGUCUCUUUGACAUGGGACUGUUACUGGUGGUAGAUAGCUGCAGAUCAUCUGUAGCAGAGCACACAGAGCCCAUGAGCACUGGACUGACCCCCUCACCCAGGAGCACUGGGCUGACCCCCUCACCCAGGAGCACUGGGCUGACCCCCUCACCCAGGAGCACUGGGCUGACCCCCUCACCCAGGAGCACUGGGCUGACCCCCUCACCCAGGAGCACUGGGCUGACCCCCUCACCCAGGAGCACUGGGCUGACCCCCUCACCCAGGAGCACUGGGCUGACCCCCUCACCCAGGAGCACUGGGCUGACCCCCUCACCCAGGAGCACUGGACUGACCCCCUCACCCAGGAGCACUGGGCUGACCCCCUCACCCAGGAGCACUGCACUGACCCCCUCACCCAGGAGCACUGGGCUGACCCCCUCACCCAGGAGCACUGGACUGACCCCCUCACCCAGGAGCACUGGACUGACCCCCUCACCCAGGAGCACUGCACUGACCCCCUCACCCAGGAGCACUGCACUGACCCCCUCACCCAGGAGCACUGCACUGACCCCCUCACCCAGGAGCACUGGGCUGACCCCCUCACUCAGACACUGGAGUCUUCUGUGAUUACUUGUACACUAGGC